AGCGGGCGCGGCGGGGCCGCCGGUGCCGGUGGCGGCGGUGCCGCCAUGGAGUUCCCGGACCUGGGCGCGCACUGCUCCUGGCCCGCCUGCCAGCGCCUGGACUUCCUUCCCCUGAAGUGUGAUGCCUGCGAGCAGAUCUUCUGCACUGACCACAUCGCUUAUGCCCAGCACGAUUGCACCUCUGUCUACAAGAAGGAUGUGCAGGUCCCAGUAUGUCCUCUCUGCAACACCCCAGUCCCUGUGAGGCGGGGGGAAAUGCCUGAUGUUGUGGUGGGUGAACACAUUGACCGCGACUGCAAGUCUGACCCUGCACAACGCAAACGCAAGAUUUUCACCAACAAGUGUUUGAAGCCUGGCUGCAAGCAGAAGGAGAUGAUGAAGGUGAUCUGUGACCAGUGCCACAAGAACUACUGCCUGAAGCACCGGCACCCCCUGGACCAUGACUGCAGUGGUGCAGGGCAUCCCCUUUCCAAAGCAGGGCAUGCUGCAGUUAGCAGAGCCCAGGCAUCCUCCUCCAAAACACUCACCACAUCAAGCAGUGGAGCUGCCCGGCCAGCAGAGAGCUCCUCUUCUCCAGCCUGUGCCAGAGGAGGCAGAGCAGCUGUGUCACAGACUCGCAGCACCUCCCCUCCAGCUGUCAUGCUGCAGAAUGGGCUGAGCGAGGAAGAGGCACUGCAGCGAGCUCUGGAGAUGUCUCUGGCAGAGUCGGCACGCAGCUCAGCACAGCCACCCAGCAGCACACAGGAGGAGGAGGAUUUGGCACUGGCCCAGGCACUGUCAGCGAGUGAAGCCGAGUACCAGCAGUCGCAGCGGCAGGCACACGGUUCAAAGCCAUCAAACUGCAGCAUGUCAUAGGCAGGUGAGGCGGGGUGUGCCAGCGGACAUAGGAUCCUGCUUGUGACCCAAGGAGCGGCUCUGGCCUCCCACAUGGAUGCCGUGGGGCUCUGGCCUGGACAUUGGUACCAAGAGCCCCUUGCCAAGGACAGCUCAUCUCCUUGGGAGCUGUAAGCCACCAAAUAUACACUGACACUUCAGCCCUAGUACUUAUAUAAAAUUAGUGCAGCAAAUUGCUGAUGCUCCUGGGGACGUUAAGACUGGACAGGACAGGGCUGAGUACACACUGACCAAAGCAAGCAGCAGCCCAGGGUCUGCACUUACCCACGGUUGCCACAGCCACGUCCCAACACUGCUGGGACUGUGGGGCGAGGGCAGGGCUUUGUGGGGACAUCUCUGCAUGCUCAGACAUACAGCUGGGAUGUAGCUGCCUUCUGUAGUGGGGGGCUGGAUUCCAUGCUCUGGGGAGCACCAUGCCAGCCCCUCAGCAAAGAGCAAAUGUGGCUGGCAUGGUCUCUUGCAUGGGCAUGGCACAGCUGAAUGUGCAGGCUACCAUCAGCGUGAAGGCAGCCCCUUCCCCACUCCCCACACCCUCGGUGCCUCCCUGCUGUUUGCAUGCACAAGAGCAUGUUGGGCCUUACCCUGUUCAGCUGAGGCACAAGACCUCUCCGAGACUGAAUGGAGCUGCAUUUCCUUUCUGAUUUAAUAUAAUAAGUAACUUCGGCAGUGACUUGAAUGCCAGCGUCGCUCACAUGGGAUGGUUGCAGCUGCCUUCCUGCUGUUGGCUGCUCUUUGCUGCCCUAAAUUUAAAGGGGGCCCUGUUUAAAUGCUGCUUGUUCCAGUUGUGUUGCUGGGGAUCCCCUCCUGCAUAGCAAUAGCACAAAGCCCCUCCUUACAAACAAAGCCCUGAGCCUAGAGCCUGCUUGGGUGGAAGGGAUUUGUCCUGCUGGCUUCUUGCAGGGGGUCUGCAGCUAUACAGGACUAGGCUGUCCUCUGAGCAGCUGACAGAGUGGGGUUUAGGCUGGGUCUGGAGAAUGCUGAGACUUGUCAAAGUGCUGCUUGGGAGAAAAUAAAAGCAUAGCACAAGGUACAGAGGUACCUGAGGGAGCAGUC
Molecule: messenger RNA, 1947 nt
Organism: Catharus ustulatus (Swainson's thrush)
Lineage: Eukaryota; Metazoa; Chordata; Aves; Passeriformes; Turdidae
Gene: ZFAND2B
Product: zinc finger AN1-type containing 2B
Exons: 9
Coding region: 46-855 (269 amino acids)
Biological process (GO): proteasome-mediated ubiquitin-dependent protein catabolic process; protein targeting to ER
Cellular component (GO): cytoplasm; endoplasmic reticulum
Molecular function (GO): zinc ion binding
Source: RefSeq, a predicted model, not a curated record